AUGAAAACAGUUUUUAGUAAUAGCGGAAAUAAAGGUGUUGCUGUAAUCGGUGUUGGCUUUAGACUACCAGGUAAUUCAAAUAGUCCAGUAGCUCUAUGGAAUAAUUUAAUUAACAAGUUUGAUGGUAUUGUUGAUACAUCAGAAAGAUGGAGUGAUAAUUAUUAUUUUAACAAAGAUAUUAAAAAUCAUCAUGCUGGUUUAAUUUCACUAGACGAAAUCAAACAAUUUGAUCCACUAAUGUUUUCAAUAUCACCAUCUGAUUGUGAUACCAUUGAUCCUCAACAGAGAUUAUUAUUGAAAUGUGUAUGGGAAUCACUCGAAGAUGCACAUAUUGAUCCUAUUAAACUACGUGGUACAAAUACAAGUGUAUAUGUGGGUUUAUCAACUAAUGACUAUCAGAAUAAUUUAAAAAAUUCAGAGGAGGUUUUACCAAAUAUUUUUGGGUCUCAUAGUCAUGCUGCUUCAAAUAGAAUUUCAUAUUGCUAUGAUUUUAGAGGUCAAUCUAUGUCUAUCGAUACUGCUUGUAGUAGUUCUUCAACAGCAAUUGCAUUAGGAUAUCAAAGUAUAGUAGAAGGUAAAUCUAAUUAUUCUAUCGUAGCUGGUGCCAAUUUGUUAUUGGACGAGACCUAUCCAAAAGCUUACACAUAUUUAAAUAUGCUCAGUAAAAACGGUCGUUGUAAGGUGUUCAGUGCAGAUGCAGAUGGUUUUGGAAGAUGUGAAGGUGUUUGUGUUGCUGUUUUAAAAAAUCUUGAACAGGCCAUUAAUGAUGGUGAUAGGGUCUAUUGUGUUAUUAAUGGAGUUAAUUCAAAUGCAGAUGGAAACUGUGACAAAAACAACUUUUAUUCACCAUCAAAAACUAGUCAAUAUGACAAUAUUAAAGAAAUGUUCAGACUAUGUUCAUCACAGGUUACCGAGUCUGAUGUAGAUUUUGUAGAGUGUCAUGGUACAGGUACACCAACUGGCGAUCCUAUUGAAGUUGAAGCAAUUUCCAUGGCAUUUAAACAGUACCACAAUCAACAAAAUCCAUUAUUAAUUGGUUCAUUAAAAUCAAAUAUAGGUCAUGUUGAAUGCUGCUCAGGUAUUGCUUCAUUAAUAAAAUGUUGUUUAAUGUUUAAACAUCGUCAAUUUGCUCCAAACAUUAAUUUUAAUACACCCAAUCCUGCUAUAAAGUUUGAUGAAUGGAAUUUAAAAGUUAUUACUGAGGUAGAACCAUUUCCAUCAAAUAAAAAAGUAUCGAUGAUGAUUAAUAAUUUUGGUAUCACAGGUUCAAACGUAUGCAUGGUGUUGUCAGAGUUAGGUAGAGAAUCAGAAUCAACAUAUUAUCAAUAUGAAGAAAACAAACAAUAUUUAGUACCAUUCUCAGCCAACAGUAAACAAUCUCUCAAUCUUUAUAUAUCAAGUAUUCAAAAUGAUAUUAACAAUUUAUCAAGAAAUUGUGAAUUUUUUGAUUUUGUCCAAUACCAAAUCUUUUCAAAAUCAACAAAACUUUAUCAAAGAUCAGUAACAUUAGCCAACAAAUGGUCAAGUUUAAAGAAUACUGAUUCUUUUAUUAAAACAAAUAACUCAAUUACCUCAAAUUUAAAAUUGUCUGAAAAAGAAAAUAUUGACACCAAUAUAUGUUUUAUUUUCAGUGGCCAAGGUACUCAAUGGAAUGGAAUGGGCGAACAGUUGUAUACCAACGAUUCAUACUUUAAAUCAACAAUUGAUUUAAUAGAUUCAAAGCUAAACAAAUAUUAUGGAUAUUCAAUAUUAGAGAGGUUAAGAUCAACCAACGAUGAAACAAUUAACCAUCCAAUUAUCGCACAACCAUCAAUUUGUAUGAUUCAAAUCGCUCUUUUUGAAACAUUAACAAAACAAUGGAAUAUUAAUCCAAAUUAUAUUAUCGGUCAUAGUUUGGGGGAAUUAACUUCUCAAUACUUCUCAGGAUCAAUCGAUUUAGACACACUCUGUUAUAUUCUAUAUCAUAGAUCAAUUGCUCAACAAAAAACAAUAGGAUCAGGCAAAAUGCUAUCAAUAAACAUCAGCAUUAAUCAGUUUAACGAUCAAUUUUCAAAAGAAUAUCCAACAAUCGAAAUCGCAUGUUAUAACUCAACAAAUUCAAUUGUAAUUGGUGGUAAUGAAGACCAACUAAAAGAAAUUGAAUCAAAAUUAAAAAAUCAAAAUAUACACACUUCAUUCUUAAAUACUCCAUCAUCUUUCCACACAUCAAGUCAAGAUAAAGUUAAAAAAGAUCUAAUUGACCUCAAAUUUGAAUCAUUUAAACCAAAAAUACCAAUAUUAUCAACUAUUUACCAAGAUUUCUUUAAUGGUCAAGAUAAUAAGUUUAAUUCAGAAUAUUGCUUUAGAAAUAUUAGAGAACCAGUUUACUUUACACAAACCAUUCAAAAACUAUAUCAACACAUUGAAUCCAAUCAAUCACGCAAAAAUCUAAUUUUUAUUGAACUGUCACCACAUUCAGCAUUAGCUUAUCAUAUUAAACAAAUACAACCACCAUCAACACAAUCAAUUCAAUCAACAGUUUUAACCACAUUAAAUAAAACUAAAGGAGAUAUCAACCAAAUAUUCCAACUAGUAUCCACACUAUACUGCAAUCAUAAUUACCCAGUUAAUUUUACAAAUCAAUUAAAAACCAUCAACAAAGAUUAUCAAACUUCUUUACAAUAUAAACAUAAAGAUUUAAAUUUACCAAGAUAUCAAUGGGAUGAUAAAAUAUUUUGGAGAGAAGACUCUACACAGAAACAAAACAGACUACAAGGCCCUGCUAUUGAAAUAUUAGGAAAUAAAAACACAACAUCACCAUUUAUAACAUAUAAAACAACUAUUGACAUAGGAAAACCUCAAUUUCAAUAUUUAAAAGGUCAUCAAGUUAAAGGCAAAUACUAUUUUCCAGGUUGUGGCUACAUAGAAAACAUUAUUAACUCAUUCCCAAAUGAAGAUUUAAUAAUAUCACAUUUAGAAUUCAAAGUACCAUUAAUAUUUAUUGAAGGUGUCAACAAACAAUUGCAAACCAACAUCUAUCAAACAUCAAAGAAAGACUAUAGAGCUCAGUUUCAUUAUUACGAACCCAAUACAAAUAAAUGGAUUCUAUCAUCUUGUGGUAACUUUCAAACUUUUAGAUUUACAAAUGCAAAUGAAAAGAAAUUGGAUAUUGAACAUUUAAAAUCUAAAUGCAACUUAACAAUGUUAAACUCUCAAACCUUCUAUGAUCAUAUUAAGGUUAAAACUGGUAUUGUCUACACUGGCUUCUUUAAAUCAGUCAAACAAAGUUUUAUUGGAGAUAAUUGCAUACUAAAUCAAGUUAAAUUUAAUCAUAUUCAUAAUAAUGUCAAAACAAUAAUCGACUGUGCUACUUUAGAUUGCUGUGCCCAUGGCGCUCUGUGUUUAAUUGAAGAAAAUACUCAGUUGGUUUUCGAUAGAGUAGAAAAUUUUCAGUUCUAUUCUUCAAACCUACCUAAAAACUAUUCUUCAGAUCUAUUUGUAUUUUCAAAAUACCAUGGAAAAAAAGGUGAUUCGUUCGAGUUUUCAACUACUAUAAUGCUAAAUGAUGGCACAGUUAUCUUUGAAAUUGAAAAGAUUACAAUGACAUCAACAAUACAAGUAAUGGACCCAUUAAAGAUUCAAUACCCACAAGAAGAAUUUCAAACAACAUAUUUACAGUUAAAAGAUUGUGAAGUUGUAACAAAUUUAGAAUUGUUCAAUCAUCAACAAAACAACACUGAGUGGGAUAAAGAAAAUUAUUUCAAGUUUAUUCCUUCAAUCAUUUAUUUCUGCAUCAAAAAUAAAAUACCAGAUUUAAAAAUAGAAGAUAUCAAACAUAAUACCAUACAAGUGUUAAGAGAUAGAUAUUUAACGAAUCAAAAACAUUCAAGACUAUUUAAUUUUGUAUUUGAAACAAUUAAAGAAUACUAUCAACAAGAGUAUAUUGAAUCUGAAUGGAAUGAAGAAAAACUAGUUUUCUGCAAUAUCAUAACAAAAAGCACUAAAAUAAUGGUUGAUAUAUUAUUCCCAUUUGGAGAUAAAGAGUUAUUAGAAACACCAUCGUCCCUAUAUGAUAAUGGCCUUUUAGAAGAAUUUUACCUCCAUCCAUACUACACAAGAAAUCAAAAAAUAUUAUCAGAUAUUCUGAUAGAUUCAUUGAAUCCAUUAAUCAAGAAAAAGAAUGUUAUUAGAAUUUUAGAGUUUGGUGGUGGAACAGCAUCAUUAUCCUUUGAAAUUUUAAAUAAAAUUAAUCAAUUAUUAAAAAGUAAAGAAUCAAAUGAAAUCGAAAUCGAAAUCGAAUAUACUUUUAGUGAUGUCUCCCAAACAUUCAUAUCCAGUGCAAAAGAAAAGCUAUCAUCCUUUGGUAUCGAUAAUGUUUCGGUUUUAUUCAAAACAUUGGAUUUAGAAAAUAACCUUAUCAGCAACCAACAGCUAAAACCAAACUAUUAUGAUUUUGUUGUAAUGUCAAAUGUAAUACAUGUAGUCAAGAAAAUAUCAUUUGGUUUAAAUGAAAUCCAUCAAAUAUUAAAACAUAAUGGAUAUUUACUAUUUAUCGAACCAUGCUACAAAUCUUUAGUUGGAGAUAGUAUAUUUGGUGUUUUUGAUCAAUGGUGGUCAUUUGAAGAUACCGAACUUAGAACCGACAGAUGCAGUAUGACUGAAGAUCAAUGGUAUAAAGUAUUAUCCGAGAAUAAUUUCAAAAACAUUAAGAUGUCAGAGAGUAAUGGAAUUUCAAACAUUUUAAUCCACUCUCAAAAACAAGAAACCCAGUCUUUUAUCAAUACAAACAAUAUAGUAUAUAGCGAUAUUAAUAAUAAUAACAACCAAUCAUUUAUAAAUAAUCUUUUAAAAGAUCAACAAAAUCAAGUUGUUAUAAAUACAAUUGAGCAAUUUAAUAAUAUUUCAAAAGAUAUUAAUCAAGAUACAAUUAUAUAUUUUACCAAAACUAUUAAUCAGUUAAAUAUCAAUAAUUUUAAACAAAUUACAUUAGAAUACAUUAAAAUUGUUCAAUAUUUACUUAAAAAUAAAUUAACAUCGACAAAACUAGUUCUAUUAUCAAAAAAUUGUUAUUAUAAAGAAUCAUCAAACUAUUUAGCAUCAUCAGUAACUGGUUCAUUCAGGUUCUUUUUAGAUCAACUCGAUACAUUAUUAUUAUUUUCAAUUGAUUUUGAUGAUAAAUCAUUAAUGAAUAUAAGUAAUAAUCAACUCAUAAAUCAACUCAUUGAUACAAACAAUACAGAAAGAGAAUUUAUUAUAAGAGACAACAAAGUUUAUAUUGAAAGAAUAAAAUUUGAAACAAAUAUUUUCAAUAAAUACACAUCUAAUUCAAUUGAGAAACUUAAUGGCAAUAAUAAGGAUAACCUACAUUCAAUUUUAAAUGAAAAUUUAGAAUUUCAGUUAGAAUCAAAGAAACAAUUAGGUGAAGAUCAAAUAGAGGUUCAAGUUCAAGCAAUUGGCAUUAACUAUAAAGAUUACUUGGUUUAUACUAGAAAUCUACCGGCUGAACUCAUUAAUCAUAACUCAGAUAUCCACACUCCAGAAUUUGGAGUUGAAUGUUCAGGUAUAGUUAAAUCUGUCGGUAAAAAUGUAGAUAAUUUCAAAGUUGGUGACCACGUCUAUACUCUUAACGUCAGAACAUCUUCAAGUACCAUAAUUUUAAACAAAAAUCAAAUAUGCCACAAGCCAAACAAUAUAACAUUUGUUGAAGCAGCUUCAGUACCAGUGGUAUAUGCAACAUCAUUUUAUAGUAUAUUUAAAGUUGGUAAGUUGGACAUGGAUGAUCAAGAAUCAAUACUAAUCCACUCAGCUACUGGUGGUGUAGGUUUAUCAGCUAUCGAAUUGUUAAAAUGGAAAGGAUUCAAAUCACAUUUAUUUGUUACAGUUGGUUCUGAAGAAAAAGAAAAAUAUUUGAAAGAUAGAUACGGAUCACUUAUUACUGGUAUAUAUUCAACUAGAAACAAAGAUUAUGUUCAACAAAUCAAACAAAAACUAAAAGAAUUAGGAUCCAAUAAACAAGGUGUAGAUGUUAUAUUAAACACAUUGCCUGCUGAAUAUUUAGAAUCAAAUUUCAGAUGCUUAAACAAAGGUGGAAGAAUCGUCGAUUUAUCAAUCACUCACCUUAAUCCAAAUGAAUUUAUCGACUUUAAUAAAUUUAAAUACAACUACACCUAUUCAAAUGUUGAAAUGUAUCUUUUAGACUUUGAGUAUUUAAAUGAAAUAUUAAAAAAAAUAAGUGAAGGUAUUUCAAAUGGAUCAUUAUCAUUAAUACCAAUUACAGAAUACUCAGUACUCAAUAUCAAAGAAGCAUUCGAAUAUAUUAAUCAAAGAAAACACAUUGGCAAAAUUGUUGUAAACUACGACAAAGAUAUUACAAGUCAUUUGCUAAAGAAUAAAGAUGAAGGCACCAAAGAAACAGAUCAACCAAUAAUCAAAUCUAACUACACAAUCAGUUCAGAAAUCGGUAAAACUAUAUUAAUCACAGGUCAAAGUGGAAUUGCAUUAGAAAUUAUUAAAUGGAUUUCCAAAUAUUCAAAAUCAGUAGAAAACAUUAUUAUUCUAUCAAAAUCCACAUUAAAAUGGGAAUUAGAAUUAUUAAUGAAUAAAUCAAAAUCCAAUAGCAAUAAAGCUAUCAACUAUUAUUUCAAGAGUGUCGAUGUCGAAUAUCAAGACCAAAUAGAAACAGCCAUCAAUAAUAUAUUCAAUGAACAUCCAUCUUUAAAUAACAUUGACUCCAUAUUCCAUUAUGCUUUUGUGCAUGAUAUAUGUGAACCAAUAAACAUUGAUACUGAAAGCAUAAACAGAUCACAUGGUGCUAAAACUAUAGGAGCAAUCAAUCUACACGAAUUAUCAUUGAAAUACAAAUGGAAUGUAAACAACUUCAUAUUGGCAUCAUCUAUUUCAUCAUUAUUUGGUAUUAUGAACCAAUGUACCUAUGUCUCUGCAAAUUGUGUAUUGGAUUCAUUAGCAAAACACAGAAAAUCACUUGGUCUAUCUGCCUUAUCUGUAAAUUGGGGAAAUAUUGGCACAUCAGGUAUUGUAGCAAGAACAGAAUCAGUCAGUGAACUAUUAGAUGGAAUUGGUUUAGAAGCUAUGCCCAUAAAUAUUCAUUUAGGUGGAUUAGACCUCUUACUUCAAAAUAAACAAAAAUUACAUGAAAAUUAUAAUAACAUAAUAAUAAAUAGAAUGAACUUUGAAAAAUUACAAUAUAGUCAUUUAUAUACCCACAAAUUUGGUUUUAAAAUUAACUCUUUAAACGAUCAAAAGAAAUCAACAAAAGUUAAUAAAAACGAAGAACACAUCGAUGAAUUUCAAAAUGCUGUGCUUUCAAAAUUAGCAGAUUUAUUAUCAAUAAACGAAUCAAAUAUUAAUACAAAUACCAUACUUUCAGAUUUUGGAUUCGAUAGUUUAUUGGUGGUACAGGUAAAAAAUUGGUUAGAUAAAAAGUUCAAAAAAAACUUGUUUAAUAUUUCAGAUCUCCAAAAACUUUCUAUUAAUGAUAUUAUAAAAAAAUUAAUUUCACAAUAA
Messenger RNA from Dictyostelium purpureum, 7503 nucleotides. RefSeq lists its product as uncharacterized. The record is from RefSeq and is a predicted model, not a curated record. The coding region runs from base 1 to 7503 and encodes 2500 amino acids. Gene Ontology annotation, biological process: fatty acid biosynthetic process. The transcript is spliced from 5 exons. Gene Ontology annotation, molecular function: oxidoreductase activity; 3-oxoacyl-[acyl-carrier-protein] synthase activity. NCBI's taxonomy places the organism in Eukaryota, Evosea, Eumycetozoa, Dictyosteliales, Dictyosteliaceae.